Molecule: messenger RNA, 1837 nt
Organism: Rubroshorea leprosula
Lineage: Eukaryota; Viridiplantae; Streptophyta; Magnoliopsida; Malvales; Dipterocarpaceae
Source: the annotation of a GenBank genome assembly
GCUCAAAUUUCCGUUUCAAAAUGCAGACUUUCCUUCCUAGAUAGCCUCAAAAAUCAUCCUCCGACUUCUCCACCCAAUCACUACCCAGAUUUCCUCAUUGAAUCUCCCACACAAAUUCCCCAUACCCAUUUUCCCAAACCCCAGAGAAUCUUGUUUCUUAGGUUGUCUCCGUGUUGCUUUUGGUGGAAGCAGAGUCUAAGACUGCACACUGUUUGUGGUGCCUUUUGGGUUAUGGAUUCCAGGAGGAGACAGAAAGGGAGUGGUCAUCACCGUCAGGACAUGCAGUGGAGAAGAACACAGGACAGAAAGCAGCCUGCGGCUAGUUGGCAGCCAACUGUGCCAGUAUGGGAGAGGAAUUUCUGUACUUUGAUUGGUUGUGUUCCUUGGGAGAAGCUCUUGGAAUUGCAUAGGUCUAUGCAUCUUUACAACAAUGUGCUCAAAUGGAAUGACUCAGCUGGUGAAGAGGCAUUCAAUAAUGCUAAAACCCGGUUUUGGGCUGAGACUAAUAACCUGCCUUGCAACAUAACAUUGCCUGAUCCUGAUAUGUACAUUGAUGAAAUAGAUUGGAACUCUGAAGCUGAUCCGGAGCUGCUGUUGGAUUUGGAAAGGGAACCCAAGACUCCUGAUGAGAUUGAUAAAAAGGAGAAUGUUGUGAUUCUUGGAAGUGCUCUUCUUUCGAACCAAUCUUUUUCUUGCACUGGAUGGGGGGAUGCGGAAGAGGAUUUAGGGAAGCAUAAUGUUGUGUCUUCUGAAAAUAAAAAUGGGAACAUGGAAAAUCCUAGUGACCAUUGUUGUCCACCAAGAGAAAGCAACAAUAAAGAUUCUGGAUGGGGACAACUUUGUGAUUCUUCUUGGGAAUGGAACCAGAGGGAGACCAACAAUGAAUCCAGCAACAUAGAUAAUGGAAAGGUUGGGGAUUGGGGAAACAAGGUCACCUCUGGGAGGAAGAGAGAAGGAGGUGGUCAGUACAUGUCAAGGUAUAAGACCUCGAGGUUUCAAAGCAAUAAUAGGGAGACAGAUCAUGGAUGGAGAAAUGUAAGAAGACAUCAGGAAUCUAAUUUUGCCUAUGAACGAGCACCAAUGAAUUCAAGGCAGUGGAACUCAAUGAAUGAUUGCUGGCGAAACCAUAAUAAUGGAUUUAGUGAAGGUGGAGUCCCCCGGAGGUAUGAGAAAAAAGUUUUGUGAGUAAAAUAAUUCUUCCCUAUUUUUAAGAGUAUAUAGUUCUGUAGAUUGUUGGUCUCAUAUUAUUUAAUUCCUUGUUCCAUAAGGAAACGAAAGGUAUAUAUAAUAGGAUGGCAGCAGCUUGGAUGAAUUUGUUUGUUGGAUUUGUGGCAGUUGUGUAGUCUUGUACAUCCCAUUGAACCUGAAACUUCAACCUGCACCUCUGCUGAGCCUUACCCAUGCCACCAGACCUUAGCUGCUCGGCCUCCACCACCAAACCAACCGACCCAUGUAGGGCACACCUGUUGUUCUUUAAAUGAUUGAUGUGCGAUUUUCUUUUCAUUUUGCUUCUUCAGCUGGCUUCAUCUGAAAUUUUGAGCAUGGUUUGCAAUUCUGAAUGUUUUCCCUUGAUAUGUUUCUGGUAAAAGAGGCAGCUUGUACUUCAUUAUAACGUUUUUAUAGGUUGGAUUGUAUAUAUUACGAUCAGAGAUACUUUCGUAUAAGUAAUUUCCUGUAAAUAUUGAAAAUUUUAAGUCUUGAUGUUCUUGUACCCUCAGUGUUCUCAUGAUCUUGUAAGAAAGUGAAAUGGUGUUUGGAUAUAGGUAUAUGGUGGAAAUUCAGACGUUGGAACUCACGGUGCUAACUUGCUUUGUAACAAUAGAAUUCUAAAUACCGU